UUUCUAUAAUAUAUUUUCAACCGCCAUUAAUUGAUUUGGGCUACGCACGCAUGUCUGUGAGAGGCAGAUUUAGGCGGGCGAACGAAGCCAUAUACCAGUGAGUUUGAAAGACAUUUCGGGAUAACUCCGGAUUAGCGGGCACGUCAUCAUCAAAGAUGGAUAAUAUGGCGAAGAAAUACAUUUUCUUCCUGCUGGUGUGCUGGAUUUCAUUCAAAGGAUGUGCUGGCGAGAUUACCGUGCAAGGGAGUGUGACGUUCUGGGUUGAGGACUCACCUGCCUCCCUCUCUUGUCGAGUGACGGGAAGCCCAACGAGUGUUACCUGGACUGCCGGCGUUGAUGUUAUCACGAAGUGGAACGUAAAUGACGGUGUAACAUUAUACAGAUCGGACGGAAAAUACGGCAUGACUGGGGACGGUACAAAUUUCGUUUUGACCAUCAAUAAUAUUUCUGUCUCAGAUGCUCGCGGUUACAGCUGUGGACAUGCUAUUGAUCUGACGACUAUACUAUUUAAUACAACACAAGUCACAGUUAACGAUGCACCAAGAGAGCCAUACCCGACAAUCAAAGAGUGUUCCAACGAAACCGACGAUCACUGCCACAUCAACGUCGCCAACUAUACAUACGCGACGAAUGUAACGUGUGCGGUCACACAUUUCUUCCCCAAUGUCACCAUCACGUGGUCGUUGCGCGGUGUCUACAUCGCGCCCGUCGAAGUCAAAUUGCAUCUCAGUGACGAUGACGGGACUUACUGCAAGUUUGUCACGAUCAUGGCGAGCCCGCAGGACGACAUGUAUGUCUGCACGGUUACCGGCGAAGCCCUGCGGGACGUGGAUACGAUGUCCAUACGAGCCAUGGUGAAGGGCGGCUACGGAUAUGUUGGGUCGACCACCGAGUCUCCCGAUGUUACUACGAAAGACACCGAAAGUGGUGGUGGUGGCGGUCAGAGCUCAAGUAGUAAUGUUGGUUUGAUAAUCGGGAUCGUCAUCGCAUGCGCGUUCGUGUGCAUGUUCGGCCUUUUCAUGGUCUACGUGGUCUACGUUAAGAGACGUGAUCAAGGCAAGGAUUCAACACUGGAGUACAGAUACUCAGAUCUCAACAAGAAACCAGCUGGGAGCAUGGCAGAGGAUGACGAGCGGAUAGCGGGAGGACAUAAAGCACCAAGAGCGGGAGAGCCUAAGACAACGACUGGAACAGAUGAUAACUUUGUUUUAUCGCAAGAAGUCUACAAUGCAGACGAGGGCGACAAGAAAGAAGAGAAGAAGCCAAAAGAAGACACGCCUGAAAAUAAUGAAACGAGCCCGGAUCCAAAGGAGAGCGGCCAAGGCGGGGAUCACAGUGAUCAUCAGGAUCAUAGCCACAGUUACAGUAGUGGUGGAGGUGGCAGCGGUGGUGGGGGUGGUGACAGCGGUGGAGGUGGUGGCGGUGGUGACUGAUGGACGAGAUUACAUGUCGCAAAAUUCGUCCCAUCGUCAGGGUAGGCAUUAUCUAAUCAGUCGUAGGGGCAAGCAUGUUUCUGCCAAUAACCACACCGUAAUUUACAUGUACUUGAGGUAGCUAAUUUGUAUCAAUUUUCUAAAGUGUACCGUGUCCAUCAGGUAGGGGUAGGUUACGGGUUAGGAUGAGAGCUAGAGCUAGGGUAAGGGUUAGAGUUGUGUCUAUUGUAAGAAACAAUAUGCCUUUACGACUGAUUAAAUAAUGCCUACCAAAUUCGUCCCAUCAACAGUAGCAGACUGGUGGUUGAUCCAAGUUUUUGCUCCGGCGACACUUGCUCCAGGUGUUAUUGCGUCAAAAACCUCUAGGGUUAAACCCAUCUCACAUGGGGCGUCAUUUUGCUUGCGUUAUUACCUGCGCUAAUAGAGCCCAUAUAUAACAUUGUUCGAAUGCACCCGUCAUUCAACGCAACGCCACACUGUGUAGGAUAUCAUUCUUAUGAGGUCAUAUAAGCGCGCCAUUCGCUGACGCAAUGAUACGUCAGUGAAAUAACGCCCCGUGUGUAAUUGGGAUUUGGAUAAGGUUGCGAGGGGCUCUAUCAUGUUAGGUUCAUAAAUUAGGGGUAGGUUUAGGCAUAGGGUUGACGUAACCAAUUUAUUGUUUUGCUAUUAAACGUGGAGCUAUUGUAACGGGAAAAGUGUCAUACAAAAGACUCGCGUCAUUAGAUUAAGAGAUGCGUCGGGUCGGUGAAAUAAAAGUUCAGCUGUCAGAGGAGUUAAAUAUCAUUGAAUUAACUAUAAGAGAGACAUUCCGUCCUCCAAGUAUUGUGUACUGAGCAAAUAUACCCCCCCCCCCCAUAUUGU
Molecule: messenger RNA, 2294 nt
Organism: Strongylocentrotus purpuratus (purple sea urchin)
Lineage: Eukaryota; Metazoa; Echinodermata; Echinoidea; Camarodonta; Strongylocentrotidae
Exons: 8
Coding region: 156-1433 (425 amino acids)
Cellular component (GO): plasma membrane
Source: RefSeq, a predicted model, not a curated record